AUGGCAGCACCAGCACUUCAAGCUUCAAGUUUCUCAAGGUCUUCAUGCUCAUCUUCUUCAUGCCAUCUAGGCAGAGAAAUUGGAGCAACUCUCCAGGCUCCCAAACUCCGGCCAAGUAGACUCACACUCUCAAGGCUCCCCGCAAGAGACUUGGUGGAGGAAUUGAACUUGAGAAGUGGACACAACAACACAACCACAACCACAACCACUACCAUAACAGAAUCGAAGCCUACUGAUAUCACUAGAGAUUUUGAUGUAUUGAAAUCCAAUUCCAAGGUGGUGGCGGAGCUUUAUGCCGUCAUGGAAGCUGCCGCGGACAGAGCUGAGAUGCACACCAACAUUGGAGAGCAGCGGGAUUACUGGAACCACCUCCUCCUUACUUCCAUUAACGCCAUCACCCUCACUGCCGCAACUAUGGUUGGCCUCACGGCCACCACCUGUGGAACGGGAGCACCUCUUCUAGCACUCAAGCUCUCAUCCAUCCUAUUAUAUUCGGCAGCCACGGGAAUGUUGGUGGUGAUGAACAAGAUCCAGCCCUCCCAGCUCGCGGAAGAGCAACGAAACGCAGCUAGGCUGUUCAAGCAGCUCCAAAGGGAAAUCCAAACAACCCUUGCAAUUGGAACCCCCACAGAAAGAGAUGUGAAGGAUGCCAUGGACAAGGUCUUGGCCCUCGACAGGGCCUACCCUCUUCCUUUGCUUGGAGCAAUGCUUGACAAGUUCCCUGCCACGGUUGAACCGGCGGUGUGGUGGCCACAACAACAGCAACAGAAAGGACUCGGUGGUGGUAACAGAGAAAGGAAGGGAAGUAAUGGAUGGAGUGCAAAGCUGGAGGAGGAAAUGAGACAGAUAGUUGGGGUUUUGAAGAGGAAGGAUACCGAAGAGUAUGUGAGGCUGAGCAAGUUAGCUUUGAAAGUUAACAAGACACUAGCCAUUUCUGGGCCUCUGCUCACGGGACUUGCCGCUGUGGGGUCUGCUCUUGUAGGAUCAGCUUCUCAGGAUCAAGUGCCAUGGGCAAUAUUUCUGGGAGUCACUGCGGGAGCUCUAGCAGCCUUAGUGAACACAAUGGAGCAUGGUGGGCAAAUAGGGAUGGUAUUUGAGAUGUACAGAAGCAAUGCUGGUUUCUUUCGGCUCAUGGAGGAGUCCAUUGGGUCCACCUUGAAAGAAAGGGAUGUGGAGAAGAGAGAGAAUGGGGAGUUAUUUGAAAUGAAGUUGGCUCUAAAACUGGGAAGGAGUUUGACUGAGCUCAGGUAUCUGACAGCUUCUUCUUUUUCUCCCAAAAGAUAUGGAGAUGCCACAGAAGAAUUUGCCAGCAAGCUCUUCUGA
Macadamia integrifolia is the source of this 1323-nucleotide messenger RNA. RefSeq names its product probable F-box protein At4g22030. The record is from RefSeq and is a predicted model, not a curated record. The coding region runs from base 1 to 1323 and encodes 440 amino acids. NCBI's taxonomy places the organism in Eukaryota, Viridiplantae, Streptophyta, Magnoliopsida, Proteales, Proteaceae. The transcript has a single exon.